Drosophila santomea is the source of this 691-nucleotide messenger RNA. Its product is annotated as polyadenylate-binding protein 1-B. Lineage: Eukaryota; Metazoa; Arthropoda; Insecta; Diptera; Drosophilidae. The transcript is spliced from 2 exons. Bases 131 to 532 code for a protein of 133 amino acids. The record is from RefSeq and is a predicted model, not a curated record.
CACGCAUGAGGAGAUAACGAUAUAAACGGCGGCGGAAGAGGCUCCGAAAAACAGUCGAGACUGGAGCGUCGCUGAGUUUACACGAUCGAAAGCUGAGCAAGUCCACGGAAGUGAAUAUCCCGGAGUUAUCAUGUUGAAGUCGAUUAUCGUUUUUGCCACUAUCUUGGUGGCCGUGGCCGUGGCCCUGCAGCCAUUGGAGGACAAUGAAAGGAACCACCAUCUGAACCACAAGCACCAGUUGUCGCAGCACCACCAGAAGCUUCAGGAGGUGAGGCAUUCGGCCCACGAUAUCCUGAAACAUGGCAAGGAGCUGCAUCAGGGGGGCUCCCACACAAAGGAGCACCUAGCCCAUGGACAAUCCCACCACUCUCAGAGGAAGGCCAGGCAGAGCCACAAGGAGCCGGGCCACAAGAAGAGUCACCAUCAGAAGGAGCGCCGUCCGCAGCAGGACAACCACUCCCGAAAAUCCCGAUCCCACUCGAAGGGCAGCAAGCAGCAUCACAAGCGGCACACGGGAUCACGCCGCCACUAGGAUGGCCCAAGGAUGUGGCCGAGAUAUAUUCCAUUUAAACCAUUCGUACUUUUGCAUGUUAGAGACAGUAAACCCAAUCUAUUUAAAUAUAUAAACAUUUACUGUGACAUAAGCCAUGACCAAAUAAACUCACAUUUUAUAAAUGAUAUUGAUCCACAA